ACCAUAUAACACAUACCUAUUUAUUAUCUAUGGUUAAAUCGUAGACCAUGUGGUGAGUGGCUGUAUGUGUGAGUUUGUUUCUUGCUUUCUGUGAAGAUUAAGAAUAUUUAUAUCAGGCCAAAUGGCAGAUAGUAUUUCCCUCGACAGAUCAUCACAGUCGACUUUCACGAAAGCCGUAAAAAAUAUUAAAACUCUGAUUAAGAAGAAUGAGUUAAAAAUCCGGGACCAGUGUGACAGUGAUGCCACUACUGCUGCAGGGAAGAAAGCUGUUUUGGGAAAGAAAAAAUCUGCUGAUCAAAAAGAUAGUAAGUCUACAUGGCAGAAUAAUGGGAAAGGAGUCGUAUACCUUGGCCACAUUCCUAAAGGCUUUUACGAGGAAGAAAUGCACUCAUACUUCAGCCAGUUUGGCAGAGUUACUCGACUGAACUUGGUCAGGAGCAAAAAGAAUGGGAAACCUAAGGGAUAUGCCUUCAUAGAGUUCCUGUACUCUGAAGUGGCGCAGGUGGUGGCUGAGACGAUGAACAAUUAUCUCAUGUGUGGCAGACUUCUUAAAGCCGAGUACGUCAGUGGGGAACGUACAUACCGAGGAAUGUUUCGAUGCUCUAAAAUUCGUCCUGAGAACUGUCCAGGGAGAAAUACCCAGAAGAGGUGGAUCCAGAAAACUAACAAGAAGCUAACACCGGAAGAGGAGGCAGCAUCGGUGGUUCAUGAAAUCAAGCGCUUCACCAAACUGAAGAAAAAGUUGGAAAAGAGUGGCAUUCAGUUGGACUGCCAGAUUGAGAGCAGUUCAUUGACACCGCUGAAUAAUAAAAUUUCCAAGACAGGACGACAUCCCAUUCUUUUGAUUGAUGAAAGCGACGCAGAGAUUGAUUUCAAGCCGCAACCCAACGUCAUCAGGGUACUGAAACGCGAAUCCGCAGCGUCCGUGCCAUCCCCAGGCGCAGAGAAGGUAAAGGUUGAAUCAGAGAAGGGCGUCUCAGAAGCAAAGCCUCGUCGGAAGCGCGGCGGCACCUCGGCUAUGAAAUCCAGAUCUUCAUUGAAGUCCUUACUUUCUCCCAAUGGAAAAGUGAAAGCUGAAACAGAAAAGAAUGUUUCCAAUAAUAAUCUGCAACCCAAUGUCACUUCAGUAAAGAAAGAGAAGUCUUUCACAUCAUCGCUUUCUCCAGAUGUAAAGAAAGAGAAGGCCGGGAGACGUGCGGAUGUUUCCGACACAAAAUCUCAAUUUGCUGGCAGCGAGGGAGUGGAAUCCAGAUCUUUUUCAACGUCCACUCCUUCUUCCAGUGGGAAGAAAGUGAAAGCAGAGAAAGAUGCUUUCAAAACUCAUCUACAGCCGAAUUUCACGUCGUUGAAGAAACGGAGAUCCUUCUCAAUGUCUCCUCUUUCCCGAAAUAUGAAAAAGGCGAAGGUUGAAAAAGAGAGAGGCGUUUCAAGCACUGAGUUCACUGUCACAGAGAUAGCGGAACACAGACCUCUGUCGACGUCCGCGCUCUGCCCCGGCGUAGAGAAAGUGAAGGCCGAAGCAGACUCAAAGUCUGGACCCGGCGUGACUGGGGUAGUGAAACGCAAAGUUUUGCCAGCAUUUACAGUUUCCUGCAGUGCCAAGAAGGUGAAGGCUAAAGGAGGGCGCUUAAGGAGAACCAGGCCUUGAAUGACGACCCAUGAGAUUGUGCAGCGACGCGAUGACAGAAUAAAUAUUUUUAAGGUU
Molecule: messenger RNA, 1705 nt
Organism: Zootermopsis nevadensis
Lineage: Eukaryota; Metazoa; Arthropoda; Insecta; Blattodea; Termopsidae
Molecular function (GO): RNA binding
Source: RefSeq, a predicted model, not a curated record